Molecule: messenger RNA, 1326 nt
Organism: Ascochyta rabiei
Lineage: Eukaryota; Fungi; Ascomycota; Dothideomycetes; Pleosporales; Didymellaceae
Product: DNA-directed RNA polymerase I subunit rpa49
Exons: 4
Coding region: 1-1326 (441 amino acids)
Biological process (GO): transcription elongation by RNA polymerase I; RNA polymerase I preinitiation complex assembly; nucleolar large rRNA transcription by RNA polymerase I
Cellular component (GO): RNA polymerase I complex
Molecular function (GO): DNA binding
Source: RefSeq, a predicted model, not a curated record
AUGGCCGAGAAGAAGAGAAAGAGAAACGAGGACGGCGCCGAGCGGCCGAGUAAGAAGGCCGCGGUCGCGUCCCAGGGCAAUGUCAGAGUGGAGCUGCUGCAAGAGGAAGCGCUGGGCCCGCUGCUGGCUGCGACACCAGGCCUGAGGCUUCCUGCGCGCAUCAACUUCAAGCCGUAUCAGCACACCAAGAUCCUCCCCAAGACCUCCGUUACGACGCUCCUCCUCCAGUCGUCCGACCACGCCCGCCUCGACUACACCGCACAGCAGGAGCAGGACGGAAGCUCAGGGAGCCAGCUCAAGGACUACGUGGGUGUCUUCGACCCGGAGACGAAGAGGCUGCAGAUUGUGCCUGUCAAGAGGGUGACCGUGCGAAGCACUCUGCGUAGCGAGACACAGGAGCUGCAGGAAGAGCAGGCGCGACUGGAGGCAGCACAGGGGACAAUGACGGCCAAGAGACACGCACUCGCCGCAGAGUUUGGGUCCAAGAAGUCAAGGAAGAGGAUCGACGACAUCACCAUGAAUUCGAUCCGCAGCGGAGCGCCAGAAGCUGAGCAGAGGAAUGAGGGCGUAGCAGACAACGUCCUGGCGAACAUGGCUGACAACACCUCUGCCAUGCCCACAAAGGCCGAGCUUGCAGCCGCUCUCGACAGCUCCAAGCCUCGACCGACACCGAACGUCACAGCAGAGUUUCCCGGUGAUGUCUACACACUGGACGCCGUGGUUGGUAGCGAGCUCAUGGGCCUGAUACCUGUCAAGGACUGGAUGGACGCAUCGCAAGCUGGCGAGGGCGUUCAGGUAAAUAGCAAGUAUGUCGCCAAGCGCAUCCUCAAGCUCUGCAGGAACAAGCAAGUCCAGAAGCUCAAGGUCCUACGCUUCAUACUGCUCUGCGUCAACUUCAACGCUGCAUUGUCUGGGCAAGCUGGACGGUUCGCACGACGGAUACCGCCAAAGGGCAAGCUUGAGAGCUUGAUGAACGAGGAGGAGAACAUCCCGCUCGUCAAUGCCAUUAGGAGGAAGUUUGGCUCAGAGAACAACGAUAUGCCUCGCUGGAACAUCGACAACCUGAUGACCCACGUCGCGGCGGCUGCGCUCAUCGUAGACGACUUCGAGGUAGACGUCAACGACCUGCGAGAGGACCUCAAGAUUGAGAACAAGGAAAUCAAACAGUACUUCCACGAGCUAGGCUGCAGAGUCGGCCCACCUACACAGACCGAUAUGACGAAAUUCAAGUUGACCAAGGCCGAAGCGAACAACCACAACAUCGCGAAGCUGCGGCUGCCGUUGGCGUUCCCGAGGGUGAACAUCCCCACCAAGAAGAGAAGAUAA